Molecule: messenger RNA, 2367 nt
Organism: Penicillium olsonii
Lineage: Eukaryota; Fungi; Ascomycota; Eurotiomycetes; Eurotiales; Aspergillaceae
Source: the annotation of a GenBank genome assembly
AUGGCGACGAGAUUAUCUCUCAAUGCUCGUGGUAGACUUCUACGAACACCUCUAGUAUCGGCUCGCCCGAUAGCUCUGAUACCGCGAUCAACCACCCUCCCCCGUGCCGCCUCUUUGGCACGUACGACCUUCAAUCCCACCCCAAUCACCACCCGAAAUUAUGCCAAGGGCCGCCCACAUCCACCAGGUGGUACCCACCGAAUGGAUAUGAGUGGGGAGCCUGAGAAAGCAGCUCUCGAACAAUACGGUGUCGACCUCACAGAAAAGGCCAAGGCUGGGAAACUGGAUCCUGUCAUCGGGCGGGAUGGUGAAAUCCACCGCACCAUUCAGGUCCUCUCUCGUCGGACUAAGAAUAACCCCGUCUUGAUUGGCGCCGCAGGAACUGGUAAGACCGCAGUCCUCGAAGGUCUCGCCCAGCGCAUUGUACAGGGGGAUGUCCCCGAAAGCAUCAAAAACAAACGGGUUGUGUCCUUGGACCUUGGCUCACUAAUUGCGGGUGCCAAGUUCCGGGGUGACUUCGAGGAACGCUUGAAGAAAGUGCUUAAAGAAGUGGAAGACGCGCAAGGGGGUGUGAUUCUGUUCAUUGAUGAGCUUCACACCCUGCUUGGAUUGGGCAAAGCCGAAGGUAGCAUUGAUGCCAGCAAUCUUCUCAAACCUGCUCUUUCCCGCGGCGAGCUUCAAUGCUGUGGUGCCACCACACUCAACGAGUACCGAUUGAUUGAAAAGGACGUGGCUCUUGCUCGACGUUUCCAACCUAUUCUCGUAAGCGAGCCAUCAGUGCCCUCAACUAUAUCCAUCCUGCGUGGCAUCAAAAACAAGUACGAAGUGCAUCACGGUGUCAGAAUCACCGAUGGUGCGCUAGUCGCCGCAGCAACUUACAGUAAUCGUUACAUCACCGAUCGGUUCCUGCCCGACAAAGCCAUUGAUCUGGUUGACGAAGCUGCGUCUGCUCUUCGUUUGCAGCAAGAGUCGAAGCCAGAUUCGAUCCGAGAGUUGGAGCGUGACAUCACGACCAUUCAAAUUGAGCUUGAAUCUCUGCGCAAAGAGACUGACGUCGCAAGCCGAGAGCGACGGGAGAAACUUCAAGAAGACCUGAAAACAAAGAAAGAUGAAGCCGGGGAACUCACCAAGGCGUGGGAAAAGGAGAAGGCCGAGAUUGACACUAUCAAAGGAACCAAGGAAGACUUGGAACGUGCCCGAUUUGAACUCGAAAAAGCCCAACGCGAAGGAGACUUUGCCAAGGCUGGAGAGCUGAGAUAUGCCACCAUUCCCGAGCUUGAGGCCAAACUUCCCAAAGAAGGCGCCGAACAAGACCCCGAAAACCAGACAUUGAUUCAUGACUCAGUCACCGCGGACGAUAUUGGGAAUGUCGUCUCUCGAACGACAGGAAUUCCAGUCAACAAGCUCAUGGCCGGGGACGUAGAGAAGCUGAUCCACAUGGAAGACACUCUCCGCAAAUCUGUCCGUGGCCAGGAUGAGGCCUUGUCCGCCGUUGCAAAUGCCGUCCGUAUGCAAAGAGCAGGUCUCAGUGGGGAGAACCGCCCUCUGGCAUCUUUCAUGUUCCUUGGCCCCACCGGUGUUGGAAAGACCGAGCUUUGCAAAAAGAUGGCCGAGUUCCUGUUCUCCACGGAAAGUGCAGUUGUACGUUUCGACAUGAGCGAGUUCCAAGAGAAGCACACGAUUAGCCGUUUGAUUGGCUCGCCUGCUGGAUACGUUGGAUAUGACGACGCCGGUCAGCUUACCGAAGCCGUCAGACGCAAGCCUUAUGCUGUCCUCUUGUUUGAUGAAUUUGAGAAGGCACACCGGGAUAUCUCCGCGUUGCUACUGCAGGUUCUUGACGAGGGUUUCCUGACUGACUCCCAAGGCCACAAAGUGGACUUCCGAAACACCUUGAUUGUCCUGACUUCGAAUCUUGGUGCCGAUAUCCUUGUUGGUGCCGACCCCUUAUAUUCAAUCAAGGACUCCGAUGACUCUGAACUCUCCCCGAAGAUCAAAUCAGCAGUCAUGGAUGUGGUCCAGGGUGCAUACCCCCCUGAGUUCAUGAACCGAAUCGAUGAGUUCAUCAUCUUCAAGCGUCUGUCAAAGGAUGCCUUGCGGGACAUCGUCGAUAUCCGAAUCAAAGAGCUACAGGCUCGACUAGACGACCGCCGCAUGACUCUGCAGGUCGACGAUGAAAUCAAAGACUGGCUGUGCGAGAAGGGUUAUGACCCAAGAUUCGGUGCUCGACCUUUGAACCGUCUUAUCGCCAAGGAGAUUGGAAACCGCUUGGCUGACAAGAUCAUUCGUGGCCAAGUCGUGUCUGGUCAGACUGCCCGGGUUUCCCUUGACGAAACUAAGACUGGGUUGGUCGUGACCUCCCAAGAGUAA